Molecule: messenger RNA, 1135 nt
Organism: Salvia splendens (bonfire salvia)
Lineage: Eukaryota; Viridiplantae; Streptophyta; Magnoliopsida; Lamiales; Lamiaceae
Product: transcription factor bHLH153
Exons: 5
Coding region: 404-925 (173 amino acids)
Biological process (GO): regulation of transcription by RNA polymerase II
Cellular component (GO): nucleus
Molecular function (GO): protein dimerization activity; DNA-binding transcription factor activity, RNA polymerase II-specific; RNA polymerase II cis-regulatory region sequence-specific DNA binding
Source: RefSeq, a predicted model, not a curated record
UUCUUUUCCAUUUCUUGGCUCCUUGUUUCAGUAGUCUUCACACAUAAUAAAACCCAAAAAUUGAGAGAGAGAGAAACAACAACUUUGGAUGAUUGCUUUGUGAAAAGUUGUGAUUUUUAUUGCAUUUUUCUUGGAUUCUUGAAAUGGGAUGUGAAGAUUGAGGUUCUUUAUCCCAGUUUUUUCAUCUUCCUUUGUUUUUUCAACUUCUUGAAACUAUUUUAUCUUUAUUUCUUCAAAUUAUUACUACUAUUGAAUUUAAUCAAAGUUUUGGUGAGUUUAAUAAGACUAAGUAUGAUUUUCAUCACCAACUUAGUUAAUGAUCUUGUGUGAAUUUAGUUUCUUGAAAUUCUUAGGUCUACACUCCCAUGUUUAAGUGUUUCUCUUGACAACUACGAAGGCGAAGAUGAUGCAGCACAAGAGAAGCCUGGCGUCAGUUAACCAAAGCUCGUUCGUGAACUUGAUGCCUAAAAGACUCAAGAUUGAUGCCCCUCUCUCUUCCAAAGAGAAGAAGGAGAGGGUGAGCGAACGCGUCUCUGCUCUUCAACAGCUCGUCUCGCCAUAUGGAAAGACUGAUACAGCCUCAGUACUUCUUGAUUCAAUGGAGUACAUAAGCUUCUUGCACGAACAAGUCAAGGUGUUGAGUGCUCCAUAUCUAUGUAGCACAGAGGUAUGCACAUUCUCCUUAGGCCUUUUGGAGCUCUUGAUUUUGUUCGCAUUGUGUGAUUGUUUUGGUGCGUUUUUACUGAUGCAGGGCGAGGAGGUGGGUGGCCUCAGAGCGAAGGGCUUGUGUGUCGUGCCAACGUGUUUCGUUCUUGAAGUUGGAAGCAGCAAUGGUGCUGAUAUAUGGGCUCCAAUCAAGACCAGCCCCCCUAGUGCAAGAAGGCUGGUGUCGGAUGAGGGUGCUUCGGUCGUGACUUACAGCUGAUCGCUGAGGUGAGGACGAAGUCAGGGCCCCCGGGGAUCAAGUCACGUUGAUUGGCCUAGUGGAGGCCGGGGUGGAAGGGAGUUUGGUUUGUUGUGGUUAUGGUAUAGUAGGAGAUCAUAGAGUUGAGCAAAUUAUUGUUUGUUGAUAGUGCUAUCUACAUAUUUCACAUGUAAAGACAAGUGACAAUGAAACGUAACAUAGUUGAUAAUA